This is a messenger RNA of Polyodon spathula (Mississippi paddlefish), 1751 nucleotides long. Its product is annotated as magnesium transporter NIPA2-like. Gene Ontology annotation, biological process: magnesium ion transport. Lineage: Eukaryota; Metazoa; Chordata; Actinopteri; Acipenseriformes; Polyodontidae. The record is from RefSeq and is a predicted model, not a curated record. Gene Ontology annotation, cellular component: membrane. Bases 193 to 1284 code for a protein of 363 amino acids. Gene Ontology annotation, molecular function: magnesium ion transmembrane transporter activity. The transcript is spliced from 6 exons.
CGGUUGUGGAGCGGAUGCUGUCCUGGUGGUAAGAGAGCGCGAUGCGGAACAAGCGAAGGUGAAAAACACUGGACAAACCCCAGCGCAUAACCAGGCUCUCUAGUUGCUCUCCCGACCUGUCUAUCUCGAACACAGAAGCUCUUCUGUCGGAUCAUCAAUGUAACGGAUUCUAACAGCACUUCAGCAUUAAACAUGGGCCAGGAUCGGGGGAAGUAUGACUUCUACAUUGGGCUGACGUUGGCCAUCAGCUCCAGCAUUUUUAUUGGAGGCAGCUUCAUCUUAAAAAAGAAAGGGCUCCUUCGCUUGGCUAAGAAGGGCUCCAUGAGAGCGGGUCAAGGAGGUCAUGCUUAUCUGAAAGAAUGGCUUUGGUGGGCUGGAUUGGUAUCAAUGGGUGUUGGGGAAGCAGCUAAUUUUGCUGCAUAUGCUUUUGCACCAGCCACAUUAGUUACUCCGCUGGGAGCACUCAGUGUUCUUGUGAGUGCUAUUUUGUCUUCAUACUUCCUUAAUGAGAGACUGAAUCUUCAUGGCAAGAUCGGCUGUUUGCUGAGUGUUCUGGGAUCCACCGUCAUGGUUAUCCAUGCUCCUCAAGAGGAAGAGGUGGAACACUUGGAAGAAAUGUCAAGUAAACUGCUGGAUCCAGGUUUUUUGGUAUUUGCCACCUUAGUUGUCAUAGUGGCACUGAUUCUAAUUUUUAUAGUGGGACCUCGUCACGGACAAACCAAUAUCCUGGUCUAUAUAACCAUCUGCUCUGUGAUCGGAGCACUCUCUGUGUCCUGUGUGAAGGGACUGGGCAUCACUAUAAAGGGACUGUUUGCAGGGGAACAUGUAUUCAGGCAUCCUUUGUCAUGGAUCUUAAUAGUGAGCCUUAUAACUUGCGUAAGCACUCAGAUCAACUACCUGAACAAGGCUUUGGAUAUCUUCAACACUUCACUGGUGACUCCCAUUUACUAUGUGUUCUUCACAACCUCUGUGCUGUCGUGCUCGGCCAUUCUCUUUAAAGAGUGGCAACACAUGGGCACAGAUGACAUCAUUGGCACUUUCAGCGGUUUCCUUACUAUCAUUGUGGGCAUCUUUUUGCUUCACGCUUUUAAAGAUGUCAGCUUGACCCUAGCUAAUCUCCAUGUGUCUGUGCGGAAAGAUGAGGGAGUCGUUGCCAAUGGAGUGGCGUCCCACAGCACAUAUGAAAUGUUUGAGGAUGAAAUAACGAACCAGACACAGGACGGGGGCUUUGAUCUGCACUCUGAUAAUGUCUCAAGAAGAAACGGCACUGUGGCAGUAUUAUAAACCAAUACAAACCUGGUACCCAGUGUAACGUUGCCAGGAACAACUAGCAUCUCAAGUUUCCUGAAAGGGAAGCUUUACAUUCAUUUGAAACAAAGACAAUCAUUUCUUUUUUGUAUUUUUAUGUGUAAAUGGGAUGGACCAAUCAGUUGUAACGACAUUUAUUUGCCUUAUCUGUCAUGUGGGUUGUCUUCUUUUUUUUUUUUACUUAAAUUAUACUGCUUGAUGGUUAAGUUUAAUCAUACAACUGUGAAACAUUGUAAAUAUACUUCAAUUAGUUUUUUAUUCUUUCUGUACAGUGGUAUCUACAUGCACUGAGUUUGUUUCUGUAACUGGAUCAAAGAUUGUUUACUUAAGGGCCUGCUUUAACUUUAUAAUAAAUCCAAUACUUUACAGGAACAUGAUUUUAAUAGUAUGGAAUGUACAGAAAGAUCUGUGUGACAACAGUACAUUAAAUAUUGAAAAAGGUC